AUGUUGUGUUCAAAACGAGGUCUAUCAUGUUUGUGUUCAAGUUUUCACAGCCUAUUGCUAAAGGAGACAAGUAACCGUACCUCAAACGAGCAGCAAAUAGCGUAUUGGCUAGAAAGUACCAGACCAACUGCGAUUGUUCAAAUAAAGAAUGCAUAUGAGAGUGAGCUGGAUGCUUCACUGCACGUUGCUAUUCUUACAUUGGUUCAUCGCGAUGCAUCAACGGAGCUAGACAAACUAUUGUCCAAGCUUCGUAACCAAACUUCCAGGCAUAGUAAAAACCUCGAAGUUAAGGAAUCAACGCUGUUCACAAGGUAUGCUCAAAGAACUCUGUUGCAUAUCGCUUCAUGUAACGGAGCGAAAGAAUGCGUCAAACUUCUCCUGAAUGAGCCCUACUGUUGGAGACCUGAUCACUUAGAUGGUCGAAAUAUGACCCCAAUGUUUCUGGCUGAGAUGCGUGAUGAUAUUGCAGUACUACUGGAACUUGCCAAGCAUUCCAACGAGGAACGUGUCAUUGACACCCUUCCUGUCCGUCCACCAUUUGGUGGACUCGUAUCUACUCUCCUACUUUGGCCGCAGGACUUGAGAUCAUGGAAAAUGACGCUUGAAGCUAUUGUCAAACCGAGAUGUGUGGGAAUCUCUGGUAGCGCAGACGACUUAGAGGGACAUUAUGUGUACAGGACCUGCAUGAUCGGGCCGUUGGUUGCGCUCUGUUUUGAGCUGUAUCUCUCCAAUCCCAGUUUAUUUGAUUUCGAUCUGUGGAUGGGUAACUUUGGUUCAAAAAUCCGUGAAAAGGAUGGUGUUUUCGCUUGGCCGAUCUCUGAAAAUUAUGUAUCAACCGAUUGCAGAUACCAUCUACAGGAAUGCACUGAAUACCCACACUGUUUGUAUCGGUUGGGUUUAGCGAACCUGCAUCAAAAGAAGAGUCUAACAGACUCAUUAAAGGCUCUCCGUGAUCGAUGGAUUGUGCAUCGAUUCGGGAAACUGGACUACAAGCGUGACAAUGGACAAAUUGCGUUUGGUUGUCUGCGAUUAUCUGAUUUAUGUCGCUUAACAAUAAGGCGCAUUCUCGUGAGACGAAUGGUGAACGGUGAGACAGAAACACACUAUGUUCAUCUGAUUAAUAACCUUCGACAACCUCAGCAUCUGGAGCGUUUCCUACUCUACUAUGAUAUCUGGUGCGUGUCCGAAUGGGAAAAUCAGCUAGCCGAUGGUCAUGGAGGAAAUGUGCCAUAUGGAACCCGGCUGAUCGCAAAACCUACCAAAAACAAGAACGGAAGAGCUGGUGUUGCUAUUGGAAAUCGCUUCAUCCCAACAAGUAAUCCGGACUGA
Molecule: messenger RNA, 1329 nt
Organism: Dicrocoelium dendriticum
Lineage: Eukaryota; Metazoa; Platyhelminthes; Trematoda; Plagiorchiida; Dicrocoeliidae
Source: the annotation of a GenBank genome assembly